This is a messenger RNA of Gilbertella persicaria, 1161 nucleotides long. Its product is annotated as kinase-like domain-containing protein. Gene Ontology annotation, cellular component: mediator complex; nucleus. The transcript has 8 exons. The coding region runs from base 1 to 1161 and encodes 386 amino acids. The record is from RefSeq and is a predicted model, not a curated record. Gene Ontology annotation, molecular function: ATP binding; RNA polymerase II CTD heptapeptide repeat kinase activity; cyclin-dependent protein serine/threonine kinase activity. Gene Ontology annotation, biological process: protein phosphorylation. NCBI's taxonomy places the organism in Eukaryota, Fungi, Mucoromycota, Mucoromycetes, Mucorales, Choanephoraceae.
AUGUCCAUGACAGAAUAUAAGCUUAAAAGGGAUGCCAGUCGUCCUAAAGUACUCGAUAAAUAUGAAAUUAUUGGAUUCAUUAGUUCUGGUACUUAUGGUCGAGUCUAUAAAGCAAGAUCGAGAAACAAAGAGGAUCCUCGUGAGUUUGCCAUCAAAAAGUUUAAACCAGAUAGAGAAGGAGAUACACAUCAUUAUGUCGGUAUUUCUCAAUCAGCCUGUAGAGAAAUAGCACUUUGUAGAGAAUUAAAACACGAAAAUAUUGUUUCACUAGAAGAGGUCUUGUUGGAAGAUAAGGCUAUUUAUAUGGUAUUUGAAUAUGCAGAGCAUGACUUCUUGCAAAUCAUUCAUUACCAUUUACACACAGAAAGAAAGCCAAUCCAAGAAAUCGUGAUCAAGUCAGUACUGUGGCAAUUGAUUAAUGGUGUUGCUUAUUUGCAUUCAAAUUGGGUGUUGCAUCGAGACUUGAAGCCUGCGAAUGUCCUUUUAACAAGUGAAGGUGUUGUAAAAACCGGUGAUUUAGGUCUUGCGAGAUUGUUUAAUAAGCCAUUACAGCCUUUAUUCAAUGGUGACAAGGUUGUUGUCACCAUUUGGUAUCGUGCUCCUGAAUUAUUGUUUGGCUCAAGGCAUUAUACAAAAGCCAUUGAUAUGUGGGCAGUAGGUUGUAUUUUUGGAGAAUUACUAGCUUUGAAGCCGAUUUUCAAAGGUGAAGAGGCAAAGAUGGAUGGCAAAAAGAAUGUACCCUUUCAGCGAAGUCAACUAAGCAAGAUAUUUGAGAUCAUGGGCACACCUACAAAGGAACGAUGGCCUACGAUAGACCAAUUGCCUGAUUUUCAUCAUUUAAGCUCUUUUCCUCAACUAAAACAAGUAUACAAUGAUAUGCCAUGUAUAAAAACAGAAGCAGGAUUCAAUCUGUUAUCAGCACUGCUAGAAUAUGAUCCAUUGAAACGCAUCACUGCAGAAAAAGCACUAAACCAUCCUUAUUUCCAAGAAGAUCCUAAACCUGUCAUGAAUGUACUUGCACAACAAAACAUUGAGUAUCCUUUGCGUCGUAUUACGCAGGAAGACAACGAUAUCAAGUCGUCUAAAACAGGAGCACCUCAGUCGCAACAACUUAAAGAAGAUCAUUUAGCCAGAAUGGCAAAGAAACCAAGAAAUGCUUGA